AUGGAAAAUAUUGUGUUUGUUGUUCUGUUCAUACUGUCGUUGAUACUCGGGGGUUUCGGAAGUGAAGAAAUAAAAAAAGAAAUAUCCGACGAAGGAUACGUGAUUUCUUCGACCGCGGAAAGUCUUCCAGGCUUGACAGCCUCCUCCGAGACCCUCGAGUGUCCAUCGAAAAAUGCUUUCCGCGUUAAAUACAAGUGUUCGAAUGCGGAGGGCAAGUGGGUUGAUUGCACGAGGGCGCACUGCUGUCCAGGAUUCAAUUUAAUCGGCGGCAAGUGUAUUGCCAAGGACAUUGAUCCCUGCACUCUUAAUCUGUGCGAACAGCGCUGUGACGUCAUUCUCCGAAGGGUCGUGUGCACUUGUUGGAAUGGAUAUCGAUUCAAUCCAGAGCGUCAGAAGAAAGGGGAAAAGCCAACGUGUGUUGACAUCGAUGAAUGCGCGGAAGGGACUCACGACUGCGAACAAAUUUGUGUGAACACACCAGGCGAUUUUAUCUGUAAAUGUAGAGAGGGCUUUUCUCUUCACGAAGACAACAGGACUUGUGGAAAAUUUGGGACUACAAGUAAUAAAGGACAAGCAGAACAACUUGACAAUUGUUUACCCAGUUGUGGAACUGUUUCUCUACUGCAACAACAGGUGAAGAAACUUCAGGAGAAAAUAUCGGCCCUAGAGACUGCUGUGAAACUUUCGAUGUACUCAUCACCCGGGACAGAGGCACGUGCAAGUGCCUCCAGUACCACCAGCGACGAGAUCCACACGGCCUCAGCUGCUUUUGCAGAUAAUGUGGGGGAUAAAACUUACUCGGUUCUGGAUAGUUUUGUGCAGAGUGGCGGGGCCUUCUGCAAAUGUCAGCGUGGACCUAUUGGACCUUCAGGACCUGUCGGAGUCACCGGACAGAAGGGUGAACCCGGUGAUAAGGGUCAGAGGGGCCAGAAAGGGAGUGCAGGAAAUUUCGACUUCUUCCUUCUACUAUUAGCCGAUGUUCGGCAUGAUAUCGUUCUUCUCCAAGAACGAGUUUUUCCAGGUGAAACUAAAUAGGACUCUCCCGGGUAACCUGUUACCCUGAGCUGGUGCAACUGGG
Messenger RNA from Diachasma alloeum, 1078 nucleotides. Its product is annotated as collagen and calcium-binding EGF domain-containing protein 1. The transcript is spliced from 6 exons. Gene Ontology annotation, molecular function: calcium ion binding. The record is from RefSeq and is a predicted model, not a curated record. NCBI's taxonomy places the organism in Eukaryota, Metazoa, Arthropoda, Insecta, Hymenoptera, Braconidae. The coding region runs from base 1 to 1035 and encodes 344 amino acids.